Molecule: messenger RNA, 3717 nt
Organism: Rhinopithecus roxellana (golden snub-nosed monkey)
Lineage: Eukaryota; Metazoa; Chordata; Mammalia; Primates; Cercopithecidae
Gene: SEC22A
Product: SEC22 homolog A, vesicle trafficking protein
Exons: 10
Coding region: 164-1210 (348 amino acids)
Biological process (GO): endoplasmic reticulum to Golgi vesicle-mediated transport
Source: RefSeq, a predicted model, not a curated record
GCACUGCGGGGUGCGUCACUCGGAGCGGCGGGUCCCGUGUCGACAGUUGCUGAUGGGGAGAGGAAAAAAUAGCCACUAUUCCGGUUCCUUAUGAGUUAACUGCUGCUGUCCAAAGGCAGGUGUAAUAUUUUCUGUGUAUUAAAGGUCUUCUCUGUUGGUUGAAAUGUCUAUGAUUUUAUCUGCCUCAGUCAUUCGUGUCAGAGAUGGACUGCCACUUUCUGCUUCUACUGAUUAUGAACAAAGCACAGGAAUGCAGGAGUGCAGAAAGUAUUUUAAAAUGCUCUCGAGGAAGCUUGCUCAACUUCCUGAUAGAUGUACACUGAAAACUGGACAUUAUAACAUUAAUUUUAUUAGCUCUCUGGGAGUGAGCUACAUGAUGUUGUGCACUGACAAUUACCCAAAUGUUCUCGCCUUCUCUUUCCUGGAUGAGCUUCAGAAGGAGUUCAUUACUACUUAUAACAUGAUGAAGACAAAUACUGCUGUCAGACCAUACUGUUUCAUUGAAUUUGAUAACUUCAUUCAGAGGACCAAGCAGCGAUAUAAUAAUCCCAGGUCUCUUUCAACAAAGAUAAAUCUUUCUGACAUGCAGACGGAAAUCAAGCUGAGACCUCCUUAUCAAAUUUCCAUGUGUGAACUGGGGUCAGCCAAUGGAGUCACAUCAGCAUUUUCUGUUGACUAUAAAGGUGCCGGUAAGAUUUCUUCUGGAGAAUCAACGAGCAUCUCCUGGUCAAUGAGGAAGUUUAGGCACAGAAAAAUUAGUCAUUCCAGUUCAGUCACAGAGAAGUUAGUCAUUUCUACCUCAUCAAUGAAGUAUGCAGUUCUGAAGGCUCACCAGCGACUGGAACCAGCAACUCUGUCAGGGAUUGUAGGAUUCAUCCUUAGUCUUUUAUGUGGAGCUCUGAAUUUAAUUCGAGGCUUUCAUGCUAUAGAAAGUCUCCUGCAGAGUGAUGGUGAUGAUUUUAAUUACAUCAUUGCAUUUUUCCUUGGAACAGCAGCCUGCCUUUACCAGUGUUAUUUACUUGUCUACUACACCGGCUGGAGGAAUGUCAAAUCUUUUUUGACUUUUGGCUUAAUCUGUCUAUGCAACAUGUAUCUCUAUGAACUGCGCAACCUCUGGCAGCUUUUCUUUCAUGUGACUGUGGGAGCAUUUGUUACACUACAGAUCUGGCUAAGGCAAGCCCAGGGCAAGGCUCCCGAUUAUGAUGUCUGACACCAUCCUUCAGAUCUAUUGCCUUGGCUUCAGGGGGAAAAGGAGGGAACAUAUCAUAACUGCCACUGUGAUGAAGAAGCUGUUCCCCACAGAGGAGAAGCUCUGCUUUCUUUCUCUCCAGCUUUCCUUUUUUAAAAUCAGCAUGGCGUGCCUGUGAGCAUGGAAGACCUUCUAGGAAAAGUCCUCUCAGAAGAAUGUUGGCCAUGAGAUUAUCAUUCAGAGGAGAAGAUUUCUCUCUUCAAGGCCGUAACAGUGGAAGAACAGUCGUAUGCCAUUGGAAGACUUGGCCAGCCGUCCUGAAUCCUUCCUGAAGAGUUCAGAAAAUAGAUGUGGUAUUGCUCUGAGGACCAGGCAGGAGGAACUCUACAAUCUGAGUUUGCCUUUGUGAGGCAUUAGUAUAGACCAAAUAAAAAACUGCAGAAAUUGGAAAGUUUAUGUUUUAAAUAAAUGACUGUGAUAAAUAUCAGAUUUUACAUUGUUGCAAUGUGCAAAUAUUUUCUUUGCUUUGAAAUAUUUUGAUAUUUAUCUGGUAUCAAUAUAGACAUCAGAUUUGCACAUUUAUGAUACUAAGAGUUUAUAAAGUCCAAGAUGGUGUGAAAUUGGUUCUUUUUACUUUUAUAUUUUUGCUUGAAUCUUAACUCUGGAAAUCACCUGAUGUAGAAGAAGGCUGUGAUGAGCUCGUCUCUGGAACAUCACAAGUAUUGAAAAUACAGUAAUGGAUGUUUCCUUUCUAAUCCACAUUUAUUGUUUCUUUUGAAAUCACGUCUAAAAACUAUGACUCAUUAGACUAUAGCCGUUGUUUCCCAAACUUCAGUCUCUUGAGUACUACUUGUAUUAUUUUCUUAAUAUUUAUCUUUUAAAUUUUAAAGUUUUUUUAAAAAACGAAUCCUGCUACAAGUGGAAAACCAGUAUCAGUUUGCCGUAAAUAAAAGGUAACCACAAAAUAAAUAAGACGAACACAAAGAAUGUUUUUCAGUUCUAGCUAGAAACUAAUGCCUAGAAAGGCUCCGAAUCUUAGGCUCUUUCUUUGUGGCAGUGAGGGAGAUGUUACCAGCACCAGCAUGAGGCACUGUCUCUGGAAUAGUCAGAGGAUGAAAGGAAACUGUAAAGGGAAUGACAUUCUCACUGUGAUUCAGCAUUAUUCUGUGUUGUGCACCACUUAAAGACAUCUUGUGUGCCACCGGUAGCGUGGGUCCUGCACUAUGGAAAUGCUUAACUGUACUAAGAAUCAGAAGGUAGCUUUCCUAGCAACCUAUUAUUUUAUGGCUUUGAGGAAUUAAGCCCCUAGUAUCUGAGAUAACUUACUUGCGUUUUGAUAACGUUUUAAAGAUUGUUUAAGCAGUUAUGAAUUAAUAAUAUAGGAAGCACAGUUUGAUUCCAUUAGCAAAAUCUAUAACUCUCAUGGUUUUGGAAGUCAUCUUCAUGAGUGAUUUUCCUUUGUUUUUUAAAGAAAAUAUUUCAAACAAGGAAUUUAAAGGAUGCUGAAAUUGGAUAUCAUCCAGAAAAACAGAUCCCAUUACAUUGUAAUUGUUGUUACUGGGCAUAUUUAUUAAGUAGAAGAAAUAGUCCAGAGGGUAAAGUUAGUGAACUGUCUUGUUUGCGUGAACCAGUAUUUGUGAAUAUGUCUAGAACUGUAAAAUCUUGCUUAACUAGAACCUUAGUCUGCACCCUCCUUUUAGGAGAAUGAGGUAAAAGAAGACAGUAAGCUUAUGAUAUCAGGGAUUCAUGUAAAACAGGAAACUAUAGUUUGCUCCAGUUUUCUGCUCUAGCAAAACUAUGCAUAUUCUGAGAGAUACCCCAAGGCAUCACAAUAUCCUGAAUCAUCAGAACACCAUUGAAUUGUGUUGGGCAUUUUGUAGCCAGGAAAGUGAAGUGGUUCAAUUUAGAAAGGUUUUCAAGCCAGGCACGGUGGCUCACGCCUGUAAUCCCAGCACGUUGGGAGGCUUAGGCAGGCAGAUCACUUGAGUCUGGGAGUUUGAGAACCAGCCCGGCCAACAUGGUGAAACCUCAUCUCUACUAAAAAUACAAAAAUUAACUGGGCACAGUGGCGCGUCCCUUUAGUCCCAGCUACUUGGGAGGCUGAGGCAGGAGAAUCGCUUGAACCCAGGAGGUAGAAGUUGCAGUGAGCCAAGAUCAUACCACUGCACUCCAGCCUGGCCAACAGAGCGAGACUUUGUCUCAAAAAAAAAAAAAAAGGUUUUCUAAACUGAGGUUAAAACAGAGUUUUCUUGUAAAUAGGGAAGUUGGAGAUUCUGGUUGAGAUUUGGCUCUGUAUUGACACAGCUCACACUGGUUUGGUUCAGGAGCUACCUCCUUGUCAUUGAAUUGACCAGUUACAAUGUUUGGUAUUCAGAUACAUUCAGCAAGCACACUUGAAAACUACUCACCAACUAUUUUUAAAGGCUUACUUUGUUUUUGUUUUUAUUUUUUCACUGGCUAUUUUGAAUAAGAGGAUGUUUACAUCUUAAUGUAAAAAAAUGAAAACAGGUAUAAAUGUUUUAUGUAUA